Messenger RNA from Lycium barbarum (goji berry), 2234 nucleotides. RefSeq names its product FBD-associated F-box protein At5g22730-like. NCBI's taxonomy places the organism in Eukaryota, Viridiplantae, Streptophyta, Magnoliopsida, Solanales, Solanaceae. The record is from RefSeq and is a predicted model, not a curated record. The transcript has a single exon. Bases 148 to 882 code for a protein of 244 amino acids.
GUCCUGGUGAGACGAUAUGGGAUUUCCCAACUCAAAUUGCUUCAUCUUGUGGAAGUUGAGUUAUCAAACGAGCAUUUGACGAGUUGUUUAUUCUCAAAAUGUCCUCCCUUAGAAAAAUUGAUAGUGGGAGAUUGUACUUUUGGGACUAUGACUGUGCUUGAUAUUGCUUCGAUGCCUCUCGUUUAUGUGUCUGUAAUAAACUAUGUUAACAAUGGCAAAAUUUACAGUAAUUGCGAUGUCAAGAUUUCUUGCCCGUAUCUCGGGGUCUUGAAAUAUGGUGCUCCGAUGGCAAAGGAUAUAAUUAUAGAGAAUCUCUUCUCUAUUGAAGUUGUUCACAUCUUCUUUUUUGAUGCAGGUUGCCCAAUAGAGAAAAUUGGCAUGCUUGUGCAUAAGAUGAUCAAGAAUGUUCCUUCUACAUCAGCUUUGAAAUUAUGCAUGAGUUUUAUUUCUAGUCUGUACAGCGUAUCUCAUCAAGUAAGAAAGUUUCCGGUCUUGUUUUAUAAGCUCAAGUCCUUAAAAUUGACAGUAGGAAUCGAUGAAGCCUGGAUGCAAGUCAUGAUGCUAUUGCUCAAGCAUUCUCUGAAUUUGGAGGUUCUUAAUUUGUUUUCUGAUGAGAAUUUUGGCUGGAAUGAGAACUGGAAGCUGCAUCACCUUAGUGAAAGCAUUGAGUGCUUCGAAUCUCAUCUGAGGUUGAUUCAGUUGGCUGGUUUCAAAUAUGAAGAAAAUGAGAUGGAGCUGCUAAGAUUUUUCCUGAAGAAUGCACAGGUGUUGGAAAAACUGAUAAUAGUUUCGGCCAGCUAUGCUGACAUAUCAGAAGAGGCCUCAGAGUUGGUGUUAAAGUAUCCUAGAACUUCUUCCAAAUGUUGUCGUGACAUUUCUUGAUGUCAACCCCAAAUCAAAAUCUCAUUAUCAGUACAAUAUAGUUUAAAGGGGGUUUUGAUUGUUAGAAGCUAUGUUGCUCACGCUCUCCAAAAAUGUUGUCACACUCACGAUGGAUCCUUCAAACAUGUUCAACACGCAUCCGACUAUAUUCUUUUUAAGAGUCUGAGCAAUGUAGGUUAGACGUACCCUUUUAAAGAUUUCUUCUCAUAAGUAACUAGACUGUCUGAGCAACCACGUGGCAACCAAACAUUGUAUAACUUAGGUUCUAUGUGGAGAUUAUUUUUCUCCUUUUUUUUUUUUUUAACCAAACAAUGUAUCAAGUUAUGCUACUUUUGUUAUAUGGAUAACUCCUCUCUAACCGAUAGCCGAACUAUCCCCUUAGAGGUCAUUUGGUUGUUGGCUAAAAUUAUACAGGUAUUAAUAAUGCAGGGAUCAGUUAUGUAGAUUUAGUUUUUCAUGUAUACUUUUUCUAUUUUCAACCCUGCAUAAGUAAUACAUAGAUUCCCUUAACCUAUAUGUGUAUUAGAUAUGUGGGAUUGUAAACUCUUAACCAAAAAUCAUACUUGGUGUAUUGAAUUUUAAUAAAUAACAACCAAAACGCUACAAAAUGUUGGUUCUAAUACAUGAAUAACUAGUUUUCUAACCAAUAACCAAAUGAUCCCAAGUAUUUAUCAACUAUUUACAAUUAGCUAAUACAAACGGGCUCCAAAUAACGCUACUCACCAAGACCAACACAAGGAAGAAAUCACCUAACACUUUUUUUGAAUUACUUAAAACAUCUUUUCUCUACUAAAAUUUGAAUCCUAACCUUUAAUAAUUUCACCACCUCAUUAACCGCUAAGUCGCAACUUAGGUGCUUACAUAUAAUGAGAAACUUGGGCAAUUUAAGGAAUGUUGUCAAAUUGCUCAGGAAUGAGCAUAUCAAGGAGAAAAACUAAGCCAAAAACUCGUCUUUUCUCUGAGUCCGGAGCCAAAAUGGGUUAUUUUUGCAGCCAUUAGCCCAAAAUAAUAUACUUUUUUUUUUUAGACCAAAAUGGGUAUUUCGUUGGAUAACCAACGAAAUACCCAUACUCACAUUGUUCCGGUGCCGAAUGAAUUGUUGCAUUUCGCUACAUGUGUAGCAAAAUGCAACAAAUUAAUUUUUUAUUUUUAUUUUUGCAUUUCGUUGUGCAAUUCACGAAAUGCAACAAUUUUUUUUAAUUUUUUUUUUUUUGCAAUUCGUGAAACUAAUGAAAAAAAUUGUUUUUUUUUUUUGCAUUUCGUUGUGCAAUUCACGAAAUGCAACAAUUUUUUUUUUUUUUUUGCAAUUUGUGAAACUAAUGAAAAACAUUGGUUUUUUUUUUUUUUUUGCA